Messenger RNA from Megachile rotundata (alfalfa leafcutting bee), 423 nucleotides. RefSeq names its product atherin-like. NCBI's taxonomy places the organism in Eukaryota, Metazoa, Arthropoda, Insecta, Hymenoptera, Megachilidae. The record is from RefSeq and is a predicted model, not a curated record.
AUGAAGAAAAAGAAGGCGGCUAUUAGUGCCGCAAAGGACGCUGGGACGGUUGUUAGGUCUGGCCAAGAACCGUCUGCAACCGGUAGGAGAAUCACUCCUGCCCCUCCACCACUUCCUCCGCCACCAGCACCUGCCACAACCACCGAGGCAUGGUCGCAGGUGGUUGGAAGGAAGGCGAGAAGGAUAGCCCGACAGGCCGCUGUCUCUGCUGCAGCAGUACAGCCAAAGCCUCCUGCUGAUCGGCCAACAUCGGCUGUACAAAAACGGCCCACAGUAAGGCGCCCUCCUAGGCCACCUAAGACCGCUGCGGUGACCAUCACGGUGGCACCGGGUGGCCCAAAGUCCUACGCGGACGUUAUGAGGGAGGCGAAAGAAAAGGUUCCGCUUGCGGAAGGAGGUUCCCGGGGAGGGUGGUGCGGCUAA